Parasteatoda tepidariorum (common house spider) is the source of this 958-nucleotide messenger RNA. It is a transcript of the gene Muted, whose product is annotated as biogenesis of lysosome-related organelles complex 1 subunit 5. Lineage: Eukaryota; Metazoa; Arthropoda; Arachnida; Araneae; Theridiidae. The record is from RefSeq and is a predicted model, not a curated record. Gene Ontology annotation, cellular component: transport vesicle; BLOC-1 complex.
AUUUCCGUGAAAGGAUACGUUCAUUUUGAAACAGAAAUAGGCAGUUCUAAACAUAUUCAAAAUGGCGUUGGUCUCUUAUCCUGUUUUGUUUUCGUUUUAGUAACUUAUUAAAAUGUCUGAAGGAAAUGUUUUGGAGCGAGUGAUGAAAGAUAUAGGAGAUGUAGAAAGUCGCCUGUUUGACCAUAGGCCAUUCGUUCAGGGGGAAACUAAGUUUUUCUUGAAGGAAUUUGAAGAAAAAAGAAAGGAAAGGGAAGUGAGGAGAAUGUUUGAAAUGCUUGAAAUUGUGACUGAAAUAAAAGAAACACAAAUUGAAAAAGGUGUGAAACUUGGAGAUAUGCAUCUUUGUAAUUUAACUGGCCACUUUGAAGUGGCUUUGCGUAUGUGCAAUAAUAUUGUGGAAAGAGAGGAUUCCAAUAAAAAGAAAGACUUUUUAGAUCGUAGGAGAGAACAGAGGAAAAAGGAGUGGAUUGCAUUUGUUGAUGACAUUCAGAAUAAGAAUACUGCAGUUAAUCAAACAUUUGCUGACAAAGAAGAGCAACUGAAAACAUAUUACAAUAAAUUAGAAGAAGCUAUGCAUAUAUCACCCACACAGUCGGACAAUAGUAUUUAAGCUAUGUAUUUAUUGUAUACUGGAACAUCUUAAUAAUGGCAAUAGUUUUUGAAAUCUGAAUCAUGUUUUCAGUAUCGUUAUAUUGUCUAUGGAACUGAAACAAAAGAGUUGUUGAUGAAAGUUUCAUUGUUUAAUAAUUUAUUCCCAAAUUGUGUAUUUAUAUUUUAACUUAUGAUUUAUUAUACUUAUGCAACUUUGUAAAGUUUUAAUGACAUAGAAUGGAAAAUCUUUAUGACUUUGUUAUUUUUGUGAAAGAAUGUUAUGAAAAACGAAUUUUGCCAAGAGGAAGAAAUUUCUUUACUCAUCUAGCAUUAUGAAUAGUAAAUGCAUUAUUAGUUGAAAAAUUAA